This is a messenger RNA of Priapulus caudatus, 1401 nucleotides long. RefSeq names its product oral cancer-overexpressed protein 1-like. The coding region runs from base 75 to 539 and encodes 154 amino acids. The record is from RefSeq and is a predicted model, not a curated record. NCBI's taxonomy places the organism in Eukaryota, Metazoa, Priapulida, Priapulimorpha, Priapulimorphida, Priapulidae. The transcript has 6 exons.
GUAUUGUUCUUUUUUGUUCUGGUUUAGAUCUGGUAUGUGAUAGAUGUGUAAUUAUCCAUGAGCAAGCGAUUACUAUGGCUUCACCCAGUGCAAUUUCUGCCACUCCAGCUGCACCUGAUAUUAACGAGAUAUUUGACAAUAUAUUGCUAGGAGAAGACCGGUCUCAGCAAGUGGGUUACAGUGAGGGGUACCAGCAAGGCCUAGCUCAAGGCUACAGGGAUGGCUUCACGGCUGGGAAGAAACAGGGUAUCAUAAUAGGAAAGAAGGUUGGAUACAUACAUGGAUUUGCUAUAUCUUAUCUUACUCUGUUUGAAACAAUUUCAUUUGAUGAUGAAAAGGACAGGAGUAAACACAGACGAAAGAUCAAGGCUUUGUGCGAUCUAAUAGAGAUGGUUGACAACUUUCCUCUCAGUGAUCUCCAGUACGACAGUUUCUUUGAGGACUUGGAGAAAAUAAGAGCCAAAUACAAGCAGGUAUGCUCACUGCUGAACGUCAGUUGUACGAUAGACGAUGACGAGGAGCCAUCGUAUGCGUUUUAAUCAAUGAGAUAGAGGAACAGAGGAGGAAGGGGGAGGAAUGUUGGUGAAGGCAUCUAGGACUGGCCUGCAAGAAGCCCUCCUUGGCAUCACACGUCGAAGGUUCUGCCGUCCGGCUUAAUUCUCUUCCAUCGUGAAAUUUGGACGAAGUUGGGAGAUUGUGUUGCUUUCAAGGUGGGGCUAUGCUGGAUAGUUGUUGCCACAUGCGAAUGCAUCAUGGAUACAGAAAAGAAAUGCAACUAAUGCAAUGCUGCUAUAGUGAUUAAAGUAAUAGCAAAUUGCAUAAUAUAUAUUAUGUUGAAUUUGUCUAAAAAUAUUGAUCACAUAGGUUUCUAUAGAUGUAGGCGAGUUUUGUGGACUUCUACGUAUAGUGAGAUUAAAGUAGCAGCAAAUUGCAUAUAUUAUGGUAAAUUUGCCUAAAAUUAUUGAUGACAGAAUUUUCUACAGAUAAUGAUAUUGUAAAAUAUUGAUUGGUGUUAUAUAAAAUGCUUUUUUUUAUUGGUUGUGAAUACAUGCGCAUGUACAAUAUGCAUCGUUGGGAAACUAUACUAUCAGUAUUUAAAUUUAAAAAAAUUUAACAGCUGGUCACAAAGAACCAGUUGGUUGAAAGUGUAACUGUGUUUUCUUAUCAUUCUCAAAUGGUUUUAUAUAAGCUACAUAUGAAUGAUGUAUUUUAGAUUUCAGGCUAUUUUUGUAUGUAUACUAAGAUCUCCCUGAUUUCUAUAAUAGCCAUGAAAUACAUUGUAACCAUUGUGUAUUCUGAAAAUAGGGAUUCAGCAUAAGAGAAAUGGGGAAAUGUUAAAAAAUGAGAAAGCAAGCUUGGUUUGCAAGGACAAUAAACUAAAGUAAGAUUCACAGAACUUGA